Messenger RNA from Triticum aestivum (bread wheat), 2755 nucleotides. RefSeq lists its product as uncharacterized. The coding region runs from base 725 to 2491 and encodes 588 amino acids. Lineage: Eukaryota; Viridiplantae; Streptophyta; Magnoliopsida; Poales; Poaceae. The transcript is spliced from 12 exons. The record is from RefSeq and is a predicted model, not a curated record.
CAACGCUCUUUUUCCUACAUUGGCAUGUGCAAAACAGGGACGAUGUAAUAAGGUUUUAAAAAUUCUCCAUCAAAUAGGAGAGAAUACAAUGAUGCUUGAGUGGUAAAUAGAGGUACUGCCACACAGGAAAUAGACUUGCGUAAAGUGGACCGUUAAUUAAUUGCAUAGCCUAUCAAUUAAUUGCUGUUGUGUGUUUCCAUCUGACAGUCAAUUAAUUUGCAGAUAAUUUGCACGAGAUUGGAACCAAGCUUCCGCUCCCCUCGCAAAUGGCUACAGAACAUGAGCUACCUCCGUGGGCGGGUGCCCCAAAAUUUGAGUUCCAGCUUUUUAAAAAUGCAACUAAAAUGGCAAGGUCCUAUCAUACGUUGGGAGUCAAUGUGAGAAGGCUUUUGAGGCAGAAAUCUGAUGAAGGAGGUGCACAGUAUGUGCGGGAUUUAAAAAUUUCUGAGUCCCUUGGUUUUCAGCAUGAAAUUCCCGAGUUGCCAAUACAACCUAGCUAUUUCAUUGUUGCAAUGGUUCCACCUCCGGAUGUAGAAGAUGGCACACUUUUGGAUAGGGAGGUUGAGUUACUAUUCGCUGCUGACUCGAUGUAUCACCUUGGUUUCUCAGCAAAAAGUGUUUGGUAUGUUUUUAAAGAUGCUAUUCUCCCUGGAGUUAGAGAAGGAUGUGAAGCUAAAUACAACAUCGAAAGACUACCUUCAAAGGAAGCUACCAAGAGGUUGGGAUGGAUUUUAAGAAUUUGGUUAUUGGUUUCCUUGGACAAUUAGAGACCUAUGAAGUGCUACUAGACCAUAAACGGGCAUCUCAUAGGCAAUUAGUCCAAGUCAUGCGCCGCAAUUUGGUGACUUUUUCUGAGCCAAUGAGAUUUGCUUUUCUGUUCAAGCUAAAUCUCACAAUAUUUCAACUUGGAAAUCUGUGUGCUGUGUUGGAUGUUCCUGUCAAAAAGAAUGAGUUAUACCGGAAUCUUUCUUAUCAUUUCAAUGAUUGGAGCAAUUACUCUGAGAAGUGCAGACAAGGAAGAGAAAAAUUUGAUGCAGAAUGGCAACGAUCUGAUCCAGAGUUUAGCAAGUACAUAUUAUCAGGAAUUCCCACGUUUGAUGCUCUGUUAAAUUUUGUGAGUCUGUUGUCAAAUAAAAACCACAAGAAAAGUAGGGAAGAGGAAUCUGAAAAGCACAUGAAACAAUCUUUUGGAAAUCUAGAAGAUCGCAAGGAGGGUGGUGGGGAUGAGGAUCCUCCAAGUGAUAAAGAUGGUAAUAAAGAGAGACGUAAGAAGAAAGACACAUCUUCCGCCUGGUUCUUUGAGGCCCCUGUGAUGCCAUUCCAUUGGAUUGAUAGAGGAUCAGACAUAGUAAAGGAGUAUGCAUUUUAUGUGCUGAAACAGAGAUGGUCCUACACAUGUGUGAAACAACUUAUUGAGAGGCUUAUUUCUGCUAAAGCAAUGGAGAAUGACUUCAUUCCUGAUGUUGAUUGUCCCAGCGUGGGUUUUCCGCUGGUUUUGACUUGCUUCAGCAACAAUCUCUUUCGCAGAGAUCCCCUGAAGCUUGCUGAUGAUGGCGGCGAGUUCCAAAGCACUGUCCAAUACAUUGACGCUUUUCUUUUGAUCAUUGGGAACCCUGCUCAAACGGAUUCUCAUAUCUUCACUCUUGGGAGUCCCAACAAUGAUUUUACUGUUAGGCAACUUGCUGAAUUGAUGACAGAGGAAACUGAAUUUUUCGUGCUUAAAGUAGACGAGUCACCCUACAUCUUUGGUCCCAGGGAGGGCGUUCCAUGGGUUUUGGCUUGCUUCAGUGAAAACCUCCUGCGCAGAGAGACCUGGAAGCUUGCUGAUGGCGGGAAUUGUCAGAGAACUUAUGUUUGCAUCAAGGAAGCCAUUGAAGCUCCUCUUUUGAUGAUUGCACAUGGCCAUGUCCCAGGAGAGCAACCUUUGAUUGCUGUGAGUUCCACACGACUCUAUGGUGAAGGAUACGAUGACAGGAUUCUUGAUGUUACUCUAAUCAUAAAGCAGCUAGUAGGUCACAUCUCCACUGUUGGGGGUCCCAGCACAUUCACUGCUAGGGAAUUUACUGAAAUGGUACAUGGCAGUGUCUCAGGAGAACCACCGCUGGAGGAACCUUUGAUUGAGGCGAGCAUGGAGCAGUUCUUGGGCAAAUAUGAUGAUAGCAACGACAAGAGGAUCCCUGGUGUGAUCCCAAACAACAAGAAGCAGCUAGGAGAGUCACCGCUGGAGGAUCCUUUGAUUGAGGUGAGCAUAGAACAGUUUUUGGGCGAAGGAUAUGACGACAGCAACAAGAGGAUUCCUGAUGUGAUGCUGAUCAACAAGCAGCUAGGGUGGAACCCAAACGAUGCCUCUCCAAAGGAACUGCUGGCGACGGCACUGACGACCUUGCAGCACAAGACCAGGCAGACAAGUUGUCGAAAGGCAGAUGUCACAGGCUCCAUCGUCGAGUUACACAACAUGCCGCGGUCUUGGAUUCUGCGGCGACACUGCUGAUCAUGUAGAGAGCAGUUUUUUGCAAGCCAUAUAGAUAGAUAAAUACACAUACUACAUACUCUCAUCGCUGAACAUGUAAAGUCCUUGCGUAAACGGGCGGAGCUGAUGUACAUUAUUCCACAAAAACCGGGGCCUGUGGGCAUCGAUGAUGCGGGCUGGAAGUAUACUACGCACGUUGGUUUGGAGCUGAAGAUCUUGAGUUACAAACCUGAUUGGUUGAUUUGUUGGUUCACUCCCUAGAGCUUACAAAGAUGGUACUGUUAA